CGCGUCCGUCUUCUGUAAUCAGCCGUAUUCCAACAUGUAGUUCACGAAUUUUAUUUCUCUCGCGACCUGGGAGGUAGUUUCUUUGCGUUGCAAAGUUCUUUUGAGUUUAUCUUCGUAGGAAACUAUAGGAAGAAGCGAGUUUCUUUCGGAAAGAUGUGGAUUGGGUGAUCUACAAAACCUGCGUAGCGGCGAAAGGAACAGGAAGUCCAGAAACAUGUUUUGAUUUGGACGUGAAAAUUUUUCCGACUUGCUCCAUCAGAUGACAUAUGAUUCAAAGAUCAAGCAAGCAAAGAGAAAACUUUUUCGAUGAAUAGAGUUGAAUUCAAGUUUUUAAGGAGGACUACGUGGACAUGCAUGACUCAGCUUACUGAGUACUCUAUUUAUUGCCAUGGAGGCAUGCUGAUUUGAUCGCAUCCCAGGAACUUAAUUUUGUCCUCACGUAAAUUGACCUGGGUGUCUUUUUUCUAGUAGUACAUAGUAUGGGUUACAAAUUACCAACUCGUUAUUUUGCGUUGUGUUCUUUUAUGAUUCUGAUGUUUUGGAUGUUAUUAAACGCGGUUUCCCUCUUGUAUUUGGGAUCGAACGAUAAAUAUUUUACCAGAGGGCACGGUAGACAUCUUCAAAACGACAGCCCAUCGGAUGAUUUCGAGAGAGAGAUGGCGCAAGAGAAGGAUCCUAACACGUUGGGUUUAAUUAGAAAUAAGGAGGACCAGACAAUAAGGGAACAUGGAUACGAAAAACACGCCUUUAAUGAACUUGUGAGCAACAGAUUGGGUUUUUACCGUGAAAUACAGGAUACAAGACACGAACUGUGUAAAUCAAUCAGAUACUCUUCAAAUCUUCCAUCAGCCAGCAUUAUCAUCUGCUUUCACAAUGAAGCGUGGUCAACAUUAUUGAGAACUGUACAUAGUGUCUUGAACAGGACAGCAGAAAACCUAGUUCAUGAAAUAAUCCUGGUUGAUGACCAGAGCAACUUAGAAGAAUUAAAAGAUGAGCUUGAAAAUUAUGUAGAAAAAUUACCAAAAGUUAAACUAUUGAGGACAGUUCAACGCGAGGGUCUCAUUAGAGGGCGUACGCUUGGAGCAAAGAGUGCAACAGGUGAAGUGCUAGUAUUCUUGGACAGUCACUGUGAGGUGAAUAAAGAUUGGCUUCCACCGCUUCUGGAAAGGAUCAAAGAAAAUCGCACGACAGUUGUUUGUCCAGUGAUUGACAUGAUCAACUCAGACACAUUUGACUACCAGUCCUCUCCUUUGGUACGUGGAGGUUUUAAUUGGGGUCUUCAUUUUUCAUGGGAACCUUUACCAAAGCAUUUGCUUGUGAAGCCAGAAGAUUAUGUUCUACCCAUCAGAUCACCUACCAUGGCUGGGGGAUUGUUUGCCAUGGAUCGUAAUUAUUUCAGUCAGCUCGGUCAAUAUGAUGAAGGAAUGAACAUCUGGGGAGGUGAAAACCUGGAGAUUUCAUUUAGGAUCUGGAUGUGUGGUGGUUCUCUUGAGAUCAUCCCGUGCUCUAGAGUUGGACACAUAUUCCGUAGAUGGCGGCCGUAUGGAUCAGAUUCAAAAGGAGACACCAUGUCCUACAACUCAAUGAGAGUUGCAGAAGUGUGGCUUGAUGACUACAAGAAGUAUUUUUAUCAAAUCAAGAAAGGUCUUGUGGGUGAACCCUUUGGAGAUGUUACUUCAAGAACUGAGCUAAGAAAGAGGUUGAACUGCAAAACUUUCAAGUGGUACUUGAAGAACAUUUACCCUGAGAUAAAUCUUCCCCAAGAAGGUGGCAGUGUUAAAAGUAACAUGUGGAACCCUCAUGGGUUGCAAAAAGAGAAAGUGAUUGUGAAGAAAGGAAAUCUUCAAAAUGUUGGUAACUCUUUGUGUCUUGACAUUCCUGGUCGGUCAAGUGAAAAGCGAGCCACUGUUUUGCUACGCGAUUGCCAAGAGAUUCAUGCAAUGUUUUGGUCACUCAAUCAAGAAGAUGAAUUGAAAGUGGAUCGCUUACUCUGCCUUGAAGUGACCAGACGACAGAUGCUGAAAGUUAUGAAAUGUCAUGGGCAAGGAGGAGAUCAAGAGUGGCGGCACAAUAAGACUUUGCAGUUGUACCACACAGCUUCUGGUUUGUGCAUGGUGUCUACAAAGAAAUCAACAGUUAAGAUGGAAAUCUGUGAUGAUAGCCCUGCCCAAAAAUGGUUCUUCACUUAUGAUUAAGGAGAGUGAAACUGAUUUUAAACAAAGUGAAAUUUAUCUGCAGGAGAAUACGCAUUAUCUUGAUGUAGUGCCAAAGUCUUCAGAGUUGUCAUUAGAAGCCAGUGGUGGGUGGAAAUCCAUAAAGACCAUCAGACCAUUUUGUACUGGCUACUUUAUGAAUAAGUGAUCAGACAGAAAAGAUAUAUUUUUGAAUUGAUUCUUAGCUCAAUGUAAGGCUAAAAAUUUUCUCAAAUUUGAUGUUCCAGAAUGCUGGAAAUCACAUCUUGGAUACUUUCAAAAAUUUACAUUUUUCCAAGGGAGCAUGCCCCUGGAUCCUCUAGAAGAUGAGUGCAAAACAUCAUGCCAUGCUUGCUAUGCAAGCAUAAUUCAAUUUAGUGGCUUACUCAGUUCAGAUCAUACAUCUAUUACUUUUGCUAGUAGCAAUCCUGCUUCUUUGUUAUUAUAUACAUGGAUGUGUGGAGAGCUAGGCCAGAAGGGAGAAUUACAAAUCAGAUCUAGGAAGUUCUCUAUCUUUCACCCCAAUGAGUUCAAUAUAAAUUUUCCUUACCUUAUGCCGAGUAUGCCUUAUAAAAGUAACUGUGAGAACUUGCUGUCAACCCAAGACAGAAUUUCUCCUAACAUUGUCAAUACAACAUCAAGCGGACAAGUGAUGAGAAUAAGAAAAUAAAUCGAUGAGGGGGUUGUUAGUUGAUCCAAUACCAAAUUCUCUGAAGUAACACGAGAAUUGUAUGGUAGACAGGAUAGAGAAUUCCUAAAUGAGAUCAAGGGUAUGAAUGGAUUAAAUCUAACACUGUUCCCUGGAUGAUAGCUGUUUUUCUCCUCUCUUCACUUUGAAUUCUCUGCUUGACUAUGUAUUGAUAUGGUGAGAAAUGACGUUUUGGUCAUUCCUAUUCGUGAAAGGGUUGUAAAGAUUACAGAAGGCUUGAGAAAACAUUUUUGAAGUGGCACAUCUAAUAUAUUUGUAGACUUUCUCAUAAGUGGUCAUUCCCUACAGGUUUAUAUGGACAUGUCAACAUGAAACAUGUACUCAGGGUUCCCACACCCCUUGAAAGUCCUUAGAUUUAAUUUUUUGUCUUCAAGGACUUUAAAACUGUUGAAUUAAGUCUCGGGUCAUUGAAAAUUUCUGAAAAGUACUUGAAGAUUUGUUUUGUUUUUGGUGUUGAACGUGUAAGAUUCUUGCACAAAUCACAAAAAUGAGUUUUUCUUUCAAAUCCUGUGUCUGAUUAUGAUGUUUGACACGUGAUAAAGAAAAAUGUUUUUUUUUUUUUUCA
Molecule: messenger RNA, 3466 nt
Organism: Stylophora pistillata
Lineage: Eukaryota; Metazoa; Cnidaria; Anthozoa; Scleractinia; Pocilloporidae
Product: polypeptide N-acetylgalactosaminyltransferase 11
Biological process (GO): regulation of Notch signaling pathway; protein O-linked glycosylation
Cellular component (GO): Golgi apparatus
Molecular function (GO): Notch binding; polypeptide N-acetylgalactosaminyltransferase activity
Source: RefSeq, a predicted model, not a curated record